AUGGGUCCGGCCCAGGUGGAGUUGGUGCAGUUGGCGCCGCACGAUUGGAAAAUAUUAAUAAUCAUCAUUGAUGGCUACUGGCACCAUAACAGUGGACCCAAAGACCCCCAAAGAGGCCAAAAGGCCAGGGCUAACGUUAAACGAACUCUUACCAGUCUGUCGAAGGAGGCGGACUCCCUCCUUGCAAAACCAGGAGGACUACCGGAGGACGAAUUUAGAGAUCUCGCAACAAAACUACGUGAACAUUUAGAUACUGCUAGAACAAUCAAUAAUAUCGUGAUAACAUUGAGCACAGAUGUGCUUAAUACGGCUGAUUUCAAAGAUGCCGCAGCAUUAGAAAAGGCAGAAUUUGAUAUUGAGACCACAGAGACUGCGUAUAUAGAAGAAAUAGCAGAGAACGUUUUGCCAAGAAUCCAUGAUCUCCAGCGCAAAGCUGAAGAACUUCACGCUGCCAAGCCCAAACCUGGGCCUGUGCCAACAACAACACCGUUCUUAGUACCACCCCCGCCCGCCAAAACUAUGUCAUCUAGAAUGGCUAAACUUAAGUUUCCUACAUUUGGGGGAAACAUUCGGGAUUAUCGCCAGUUUCGUCAGCAAUUUGGAAGUUUUACCAAAGAUCUUGAACCGAAUGAGAAACUGUACCAACUUGUCGAGUCAAUGGACCGCCCCCGGGAAAAGCAGAAAAUAAAGAACUGUACGUCAAUCGAUAGGGCCUGGUCCAUACUUGACAAAGAAUACGGUGACAAGGAUCGCCUUGUCGACACGCUGAUAUCAGAUCUCGAGAAAAUUGAUGUCUACCAUACCAAAGGUCAUAUAAACGUUGGCCAUAUGUCUCGAUUCGUUGAAACGCUACAGAACUUUUCGACUCAUUUCGAAUCCUUGGGCAUGACAUCCGACCUCAGUGGGCGUGUCAUGCUGACACAACUUCGUCGCAAACUACCUGAAGAGCACCACAGCGCCUUCCUCAAAGCAGCACAGGAAGGACAGGCAAAUGACACUAUCACUGGUUUACAAGACUGGUUGCAUGACCAGCUCAUGGUCCUAAGGAAGGCACGGCCACCCCCACCCACUCAGGAUCAUCAGUCACGUACACACAAAACUGAUUCAUCAACAUCGAAAACGUCAAAUUCGAUAACCAUCAACCACGCGGCCAUGACCAAGACUUCCCCUGCUGCUACAGGUGGUGCUGCUCAUACCGGUUCACAUGAGCAGGGAAAGAGGAAGUGUCCACUACACCCGCAAACAUCGAACCAUUUCAUUAAGGGAUGUAAUAAAUUCCGGGCCCUUUCCCAAACAGAAAAAUUCGACAUCAUGAACAUUAACGGGAUAUGUCACAGAUGUUGGCACGAUGACUGUGUUGCGGGAAAACCGCCUUUUGACCCGCAGAAGUGCCAGCACAGUCGUCCAUGUGCAAUUCCGGUAUGUGGUGCCGACACUCAUUUCUCAUCGAUAUGUCCGAAAGUGUACGGUACCGAUGGCUAUCGUCAUUUCGAAAUGAAGAAAAACUUAAACCCUACCAGCCUAGAGUUCAAACCCACAACGCCGAAUACCAAUGUUGGUGCUGCCAGCAUUGGGAUAAAUCAGAACAAGACUGACACUAUUUCGUGUGCAUUGCCUACUGUUAUGGGCUACCUGGUACAGGGACAGAAGAAAACUUUAGUCAGAAUCUUGCUCGACACAGGUAGUCAAGCAUCACUUAUUCGUGAAGGAAUAGUCCCGAUGCAGGGCAAGCCUUGUAUGCAAAACUUUAACCUUACCACUGUCGGUGGCAACACCGUAAAUUGCCAAUUACGCGUCGUUGAGUGUACGAUUGAGAAUCUUGAAGGAACAUUCAGUCGAAGCGUACACCUCACUGAGAUGAAGAAACCGUGUGGCAAUGUUCCCAUACUCUCUAAGAGCCAACUGGAGAGCUACCCGCAUCUGAAGUCUGUUGAUAUUGUGGGGGUUGCCAGUGAUGCCAUCGAUGUGCUGCUGGGUGUUGACAAUGGAGAUUUGUUGACGCCUGCGGAAAAGAUAUCUGGUCCUACUGAAAACGACCCCAUUGCUGCACGAUGUCCCCUGGGGUGGUAUGUGCAGGGUGGAUCUAGCCCUGCAGGGGAAAUACGUACUAAUGCCGUCACAAACUUUACGCUAGUUACUGCCACCAGUGAAAUCGAGGAUUUUCUUGGAAUUGAACACCUUGGCAUCGCACCAAAGAGAUGUAAAUGUGCUGUCGACGAGGAGAAUCGUGUAGCUACUGAGAAGAUGCAACGUAGUCUGACUGUGCUAGAUAAUGGCACUUAUCAGAUUAGUCUCCCGUGGAAACGACCCCCUUCUGAUCUGCCGAAUAAUUACGAAUAUGCAGUCAAACGUCUCCAAAACCUGGAGAAACAGUUUCGAAAGAAGCCGAAUGAAUGGGACACGUAUUGUAAACAAAUGGAUGAUCAACUUACCCGAGGUGUCGCCAGGUUCGUCCCACAGUCGGAGAUGGAUCAGGAUUUGCGCAGUGGGAAAGGAAUGUGGUUCCUGCCCCACUUCGGUGUGUUAAAGGACUCGCGUACCACGCCGGUCCGGGUUGUAUUUGAUGGUAAAGCCCGGUUCGAAGGUUGUUGUCUGAACGACUUUCUCGCUAAAGGUGACAAUAUGAACUCAAACAUAUUCGACAUCGGUUUGCGCUUUCGUGAGUAUGAAGUGGGCGUCGCCGCCGACAUAUCGAAAAUGUUCCAGUCGAUCAAACUGAAUGAAGACGACGCACGCUAUCAUCGUUUCCUGUUUAGGAAAAAACCUGAUGAACCAAUUCGGGUGUUUGAACUGACCACUGUAACAUUCGGGGAUAAACCGUCCCCAACGGCGGCCAUUGUUACACUACGUCUUGUUGUCAAAGAACACGCUCCAGAUGACCUGGACAUGCAACAGGUUGUCUCAAAUCAGUUUUAUGUCGAUGACUUAAAUGACAGUAAAUGUACUGUUAAGGAGGGACUGCAUCUAAAAACUACUGUUACCUCCACCCUUCACAAGGGUCAUUUCGGAAUGAAGGAAAUAUGUGAUCCAGAUAACGCGCCAGAUAGAAAGGCCACAGUCCUUGGGACCCGAUGGAACCUGGCCAAGGACACACUUAGUGUUAAGGAAGUCGCAUCAGAGGACUACGCCCCAUUCUCAAAAAGGUUGCAUCAUACUACGACGUGUUUGGUGUUCUCGCUGCUGUCACCAUUCGUCCAAGGAUGCUACUCCAGAAACUGUGGCAGUUUGAUCUUGGUUGGGACACUGAACUCAGUAACCACAGUGAUCUGUAUGUUGAGUGGCAAACCAUAG
This is a messenger RNA of Lineus longissimus, 3291 nucleotides long. RefSeq lists its product as uncharacterized. NCBI's taxonomy places the organism in Eukaryota, Metazoa, Nemertea, Pilidiophora, Heteronemertea, Lineidae. The record is from RefSeq and is a predicted model, not a curated record. Gene Ontology annotation, biological process: proteolysis. The transcript has 2 exons. Gene Ontology annotation, molecular function: aspartic-type endopeptidase activity. Bases 1 to 3291 code for a protein of 1096 amino acids.